GAAGUUUGAGUUUGUUUAGAAAACAAAACAAAGUUAGUUACACUUACACACACACCGAGAUGUUCUGCUCCUAGGAUAUAGUGAAACAAACAAACCACGGAGUUUAUAAAUACCACUCACGAUCGCUUAUUCUCUUUCAUCUGAAUUUGAAUUCUGAAUCACCACCACCACCACCAUGUCUAGGGUUCCGACGAAUCCUUCUCCACCUCCUUCACCACCUUCAAUGCCUUCCAUCAUCAAAGCCUACGCACUUCCUCUUCUUCUCUUCUCUGCUGCCAUGUUCUACCAGCUUUUUCUUAUUCCCAAUGCUUUUCCUCCUUCUCAUUAUGAUGUUCUGAGAAUUAAGAUGUAUAGUUCGAUUGAUGAAGUGAAGGAAGCUUAUGUCAAUCUUGAAUCUAAAUGGAAUUCGGAUGUGGAAGUAUCUGAUGUCUGCGAGUUUUUAAAGAUUCGAUAUGCCUAUGAGUUGCUGACUAAUCCUUUAUGGAAAAGAGACUAUGACUUAUUUGGCAUUGAUGAACAACUUCAUAUCAUUGAGAGUGCCAAUAAGCGUUAUGCUGGGAAAAGCAUUUCAGAAUUGGAAUUCCCUUUACUACACACCCCUUCCUCUGAGUCUAUUGAUCAUUCUACUAAAGUCAUUACCGCAAGUGAUUUCAAGUCUAUAUUUCCAGAUUCAAAACCAUGGCUAAUUCAGUUAUAUUCAUCGGGAAGCAAUCGUUGUGCUGAGUUCUCUAAGUCCUGGAAUAAAAUUGCUUCUUUAUUGGAUGGAUUUGCAAAUACUGGUGUGGUUGAACUGGGCGAGAAGGAGGUCGCUAUUUACUUUGCUGAUAAAAGACCAACAGGGAAACCCUUUUUCAGAAAUGGAAUUCCAUCUCUUUUUGCCAUUCCCCCUGGAUGUCGUUCCGCAAAAUGCUUUAGUAGGUUUGACGGUGAGCCUACGAUUGACGCAGUCACAAAUUGGUUUGCAACAACUGUAUUGGCUUUACCUCAAAUUAACUACUACACAAAAGAGUCAUUGGUGGCGAAUUUUUUUGGAAAAAGUAGUCAUCAUAAGGUGAAAGUAAUAUUUUUCUCAAAAUCUGGGGAGCGUGCUUCUCCAUAUAUACGACAAGUAGCAAAAGACUAUUGGGCUCAUGCUUCAUUUGCAUUCAUUCUCUGGCGGGAAGAGGAAUCAUCCUAUUGGUUGGGGGCAUUUGGAGUAGAAUCUGCACCUGCUAUAGUAUUUCUUAAAGACCCAGGUGUCAAACCUGUUGUGCACCAUGGUUCAGUUGACAAUUCAUUGUUUUUGAGUAUGAUGGAAAAGAAUAAAGAUCAAGAACUACCACAACUAAGGAGUGUGACGUCGAUGGAGCUAGGCUGUGAUCCCCGUGGUUACUCUCGUGCUGGAUAUGAUACAGUUAUUUGGUAUUGUGCUAUUGCAGUGGGAAGGCCAAGUGUAGAGUUGAACAGAAUGCGUGAAACUAUUUGCAGGGUCCAAGAUACAUUGGCUAAGCAAAGUGAGUUAGAUGCAUCAUCUGAAAAUGAAUCCUUGGCUCCAGUUGUGGAUGCAUUUAAGAGAAAGCGGUUGACAUUUGCUUGGCUUGACAGUGAAAAGCAGAAGGACUAUUGCCAAUUUUACCUUGGUGAGGGUGCAAGCGAAGCCACUUGUGGACAACGGAAGGGAAUGACUGAUAUUCCUCGGUUGCUUGUUAUUCGUUACCUAAGGAAUAGUAGUGCUAUUGAUACGAGAACACAGGAUCUUUCAAAGUGGAAAUCAUUACUGGUCCAAGAUUUAAUCGAUGAUACCGAUCAGGCAGGCCAGUUUGUAGCUGGGUACAAGGGCACAGCUGAUGAUUCAGAGAUAACCCAAUGGCUUUCAAAUAUAAUAAAAGAUGGUGACUCCAGAGAUUUGCCAUUCUUUACACUAAGAACUCCUAAGCUUGUUCCAGAUGACACAGAACCUAUCUGGUCUAAAACUGCACAACAGAUUCCUUUAAAAAAUAUUAAGCAGCAUAUUCUUGGUGUUAUUGGUGGACUUUCUGUGUAUCUCGAUGAUCCAAGAAUCGGUCCUUUUCUGCUUUUGGCAGCCUUAAUUUCUCUGGGCACCAUAUGGCUUAGAAGAAGCCAACAAGUUCAUCUAUCUCAGUCAAAACAACCAACUCAACCAAGUUCCACGGAGCCUCCCUCCCACGAUGAAAGAAAACCGAGACCAACUGACCGGGUCCGGAGACCGUCCGGUAAAAAAGCACCCCCUUCCAUGACAGAUUUCGAACCAUCUGAUGCUUACCAGAUGCCACUUCCAGACUCUGAUUCCGAUUAGUUUCAAUGUGGUUUCUCCUUAAAGGAAAGGAGUUUUCAUAACAUAGUGUUUACAUUGUCUAAAGUUCAAUGAAGCUCUUGCAUUUUGUUCUUGAUAUGGAGGUUUACAACAUGAUACAAGAAUGCAACCAUGCAACAAGUGAUUAGGACCCUUACAUCAAUAUAUUCCAAAAUCAUUACAUUUGUUUUAUAAUGUGUAUAAAAAUGAGACGGAGUUUUUGACUAUUCCAAACAUAACUUAUUUGAUUCUUUUACCAACAUCAUGUAAAAAGCUUACUGGGAAUUCAUUUAUUAGCAUGUUUGUUCUAAUGAGAUGGAGCAAAUUUCUAUA
Molecule: messenger RNA, 2626 nt
Organism: Medicago truncatula (barrel medic)
Lineage: Eukaryota; Viridiplantae; Streptophyta; Magnoliopsida; Fabales; Fabaceae
Exons: 20
Coding region: 176-2296 (706 amino acids)
Source: RefSeq, a predicted model, not a curated record